AGGCACAUCGAACGCCGUUCACGUCGCGCGAUCGUCCUCGUGUGACGUUCAAAAGUCCGUUUCUCAACGUGAUAAGUUCGCCACUGACAUUUUCGGUAAAGGAUGCCGCGGUUGGAUCGUGACCCGGAUCGCGACACGCACGCCUGAUCGUCAGCCAGGAAAAGUGAGAAGCACAGUGAUCGAGGACUCGAGAGUGGAUCGUCUGAUAUGACAGUGCAGUGACUUGCUGGUUGUUGUUGUUUUACGUUGCGCCUGUUGUUUAGCAGCGAUUCGCUGACCACCUUUAGCGGGAACCAGCGGAGACGGAAGUCUCAACCACGGCAGCAAAAUUGAGCUGGACUUGCACCAACGAGCCGCCGGCCACUUCAUGAGAGCCGGCGGCAACAUGUGCGACGGCUCCUUCACGGAGACCCUGCGAGGUAUGCAGGGUAUGUCGGGUACGUCGCCUCCCGGUGGUGCGGGGGUCGGUCCCAUGGGGGUUGGCCUCGGCAGCCCCCUUGGCCCGACCACGAAGAAGGCGCAGGUGGAGCACAUCAAGAGGCCGAUGAACGCGUUCAUGGUCUGGUCCCGGUUGCAACGGCGGAAAAUCGCGCAGGAGAACCCCAAAAUGCACAACAGCGAAAUCUCAAAGAGGCUUGGCGCUGAAUGGAAACUCCUAACGGAGGACGAGAAACGGCCAUUUAUCGAUCAGGCGAAGAGGUUACGAGCACAGCACAUGAAGGAGCACCCCGAUUACAAGUACAGACCUAGAAGAAAGCCGAAAACCUUGCGGAAGGAGGGCUACCCUUACAGCAUUCCGUAUCCCAGUGUGCCCAUGGAUGCCCUUCGAGCUGGAAUGGCCGGCGGAAUGGGACAAGCAGGAAUGGGCUCGUAUUAUGGUCCCGCGGCUGCUUAUGGUUCGCUUUCCGCAGCCAGUAUGGCCGCAGCAGCGGCUGCGGCUGCACAGCAAUCCGCAGCGGCGAUGUCCGCAGGCCUCGCUGCACCUGCUCAGGUGGUAAGCUCGAUGGACGCCAUGAAAUACUCGAUGGAAGCGGACAAGUAUCGCGCGGCGUACAUGCCACCUAGCACACUAGCGAUGAGUAUGUAUUCCGACCCGAAGUACCUGGACUCGAACCCGAAGUCGUAUCUGGAUCGCAGCUACCUAGACUCGGCGAAGGCGUACUUCGAACAGUCGAAGUUGUACAUGGACCAGAAGCCGGCGAUAUCCGACUAUAAUAGACCUAGCUACGAGCACAAACUCUACGACGAGUCCAGCCCAGGGAGCGUGGUGGGCGGUGGUGGACCCACGAGGUCGCCAGCCGCGGAGUCACCAGAUAUGAGCAAACAGCACGAACGAACCGAGCAAGGUUCCUCCAGCGCCAGUUCAACCUCCACUUCGUCGGCUGCUAGUCCUGGAGCCAGUUUACCAGCGUAUUAUCCUGGUCCAGUGCAAACGAGCGGUCUUCUAGGACCCCAGAUGAGUCAGUACAGCGGAUACCAAACUGCUCCUCCACCUGGAAACGAAUCCUUCAGGCGACCGCUCACUGUCAUCUUCUGACCCGAUAGAACGUAGCUCUGAUCCAUCUUUGAGCAACAGUUGUCCUGAACUUAGCCCGAGAGUAGUUCUAAAGACGUUUGAUGGUGGAACGGAUGUUGGUGUUGUUGAGAUGCAGAAGGUUCAGUGAAAGCUUCGCAAUUUUUCAGAAGAGAAUUUGGUGGAUGAAGACAGGAAGGAAACUUGUUGAAACUUUUAUGGAUGUCUUUUCUGAUCUUCUGGACAAUUUCAUCCAAAAUACGAAGCCAUGGUCCAACAUAUUUUCAAUCAUUUUUUAAAUCAAUGAACUCAAGAACUUUAAAUGAACUACACAGAUUACUAGCAUCAUUCUUUGAUCAGAGUCUUUGAAGUCACAAUUUCCAAAGUAAAUGAAUUUAAGAUCCACCAGCGUAAAGUCCCAGAACCACGAGAACCAGAUCUCUCGACGUACACCACGAAGCAACCACGAAGAGACCAAACCAUCCCGAAGGAACAUGUCCACCUGAGGAUGUGGACGAGGCCAGCAACGCUGGUGCAGGUCGUUGAAAGCGACAACGAACGUCGAUACUCUCCGCGUUCUAACCAUCCGCGAAUCGCGUCGAGCUGAUCGACGCGGCGAUUAUUUAUCAAACAUAGUUUCCCGUCGCUCCAGACGGCAUAACGAAGAACUGUACAUAGUCCCUGUGUAAAUAGUGUAGCAAGGAUUAUUAUCACCGUACGACGCGACGCUCGAAAACGGUUUUCCUUCGUCCUUCUUCCCGACCCUCCACCUCAUCCUGGAUCCACGAAACCGUGUUCAAGGAGGAGCACGAUGUUCCGGCACCUUCCCUUCCUUCGCGGUGCUGCUUCGACCACAGGAAGCACAGUAAGUCGAUACAUUCUACAUUCACUUUUAUGCUUGUAACGAAUGUGAAUUUCAUUUAAAAUUCGGUUCUAUGAGUUCGUGGCUUGAUGCACCUGGUGCGUUGUAUAUUUUAUACACGACGCACGCGAUGCGUUCUGUAUUAGUCGACGCAUCAAGGUACUUCAGCAGUCCGAGAUUUGGCUAAUGCGAUGUAAGAGAUACGGUCUCGAUUGGUCAGAAUAGAAAAGGAAUACUCAUUUGCGGCGGUAGGAGCAAUCGGCUCGAUCACACGCACCAAUGAGUCCAAAGGACAUUCGACAAACGUGUCGAGGUAGUGUGAAUCGUGCGAUGCAAUUAUUAACCUAUUCGCCACACCCCCUUACCUCUAGAUUCCCCUAGCCAAAUCUCGGAUAACGAACGGUAUCUAUAUAAUAUAUAAGACAUGUAACAUAUUGGAUAUGUGUAUAGUAUCGAUAAUUUAUUUUUCCUAAAUUAAACGAAUAUGACACUUGACACGAGUGUAACUCGUAUUUCUUGCACUUGUAUAAUUUGCACGGGUAAAACUCGAUGUUACGAAGCAAGAGGUUAAUCUCGAUAAUUUAAGUAGCUUGUUAUUAUUCUAAUUUGUUGCAAGCAUACGACUUACGAUCACGGUAAAAGUCUCAGUCCUUUCUGACCACUCAAAGUAGCAGGGCGAUGAUGUUCGAACCAAAAGUGAAAAGAAAAAGGAGAACGUGUUUUUUCGUGCGGUCGUUCGAUUCGUAAUCGCUGUACAUAGUUCCCUGAAUCCCGUUGGAAGAAUAUUUUGCGUCCCAUUUCGCUAUUUUUCCGAUUCUCGUACUUUCAACGCGAACGAUCGUCCGUCUCGACUUCGUCCCCUGUCCUUCGAGACGACGACGCUCGUUUCCGCGACCGUAGCGUUUCUGAGGGGUCGAAUCAUCCUCCGUUCUCGAUACUUAGCUAUUUAUUAUCGACAUUCCUUUCUAUUUUCCGUUCUACAAGUUGAUCGAGUAUCAAGAUCAUCGAGAAUCGCGUUGAAGUAUCCUUCCCCUUCGUUAUUCUUUCUUUUUCCUUCGUCUCUGUUCUCGUUUCACGAGAGUACGUAGUACUCGCACGGUUGUUUUUGUUCGUACGUGUCGUUUUGUUAAUCUAUUUCGCGAGAAUGAGAGAAAGAGAGCUUUUACGGACGUUUCGCGAGAGGAAAGAAGACUACAGAGAUUAUAUCGAGUGCGGACGAGACGCGGAAGGGUAGCUCUCGCGAAACGUCCACGAUCCGCUGUAAGACGUGUAAUCUUUGUAUUUGUAUCGUUACGAUAAAUCUUAAAUCUGUACCCGAUCUUUCGAGUAUUACGAAGUUUCAAGCGGCAGAAGAAGUAACCUAUAAAUAUUGUACUGUAAGUGAGAAAGCAAA
Molecule: messenger RNA, 3768 nt
Organism: Megachile rotundata (alfalfa leafcutting bee)
Lineage: Eukaryota; Metazoa; Arthropoda; Insecta; Hymenoptera; Megachilidae
Biological process (GO): brain development; negative regulation of transcription by RNA polymerase II; positive regulation of transcription by RNA polymerase II
Cellular component (GO): nucleus
Molecular function (GO): RNA polymerase II cis-regulatory region sequence-specific DNA binding; DNA-binding transcription activator activity, RNA polymerase II-specific
Source: RefSeq, a predicted model, not a curated record